AUAAGGAGAAAGCCCCGUGAAAUCUGAUGUUAUAUUUUACCUAAAUAAAGUUUGAUUGGUUUGAGUCAACUGCCUCAUUUGACCUCGUCCUCCAGAGUUGGGGAAACAAGCGGCAGAGAACCUGCACGACAGCUGCUGUCCAUCAUGGCAGGUGACAUGAUGUUACUGAUGCGAGGCUUGGCUAAGCUGAGCCAGGCGGUUGUAGAGACUCAGACCAGUGCCAUGCGCAAUGGGACAGGAGUUGGUGCUGCUGUCCAGAGUGUCCAGUCCGCUGCAGAGCAAGGCCUCUCUGCGGCCAUGAUGAAGAUGCAGGAGCUGUCUGGCCAGCAGCAAACAACUUCUUCAGAGUCAGAAUUUGAUUUUCCUCAGGAUGACGGUGCGUUCGCAGAUUCACAAUUGAGGGAGGAAGGUGUAGACUUUACAGAGGAUCACUCAGGAAGUAGUGCUGAUGCAGCCCACCACAGUGCAGCAGCAGGGGCGAGCCAUGUCAGUGGGAAAAAGUCUCUGUUUGAGGGAUAUAAAGAUCCCAGCAAACAGUUUAGUGGAGACACCAGAUCUUACCACCAAGAUGCCAGAUAUUUUAUUAGACACCAUCAUCUCUACAGCCAAAGUCUGAACAGGCAUGUGUGGGAACAGCUUUACUGUCAGCAUCAGGUCACUCAGGUCAGGAGCUACCAUCAGGACCCAUCCACGGUUGGAGGGCUGACGGCCGAAGACAUUGAGAAAGCAAGACAGAGCAAGAGGGCUGAGACCAAACCACACAAACAAAUGUUGAGUGAGAGAGCAAGAGAGAGGAAAGUGCCUGUGACUCGGCUCGGCCGAUUGGCCAACUUUGGAGGUCUAGCUGUAGGGUUGGGUAUUGGAGCUCUGGCAGAAGUUGCCAAGAAGACCAUCAGACACGGUGCUGAAUCAGGUGAAAAUAAGAAAUCAGUCCUGGAAUCCAGCCCCUUCCUGUCCGAGGCAAACGCCGAACGCAUCGUCAGAACCCUCUGCAAAGUCAGAGGAGCUGCAUUAAAACUGGGACAGAUGCUCAGUAUUCAAGAUGAUGCAUUCAUCAACCCUCAGCUUGCCAAGAUCUUUGAACGUGUAAGACAGAGUGCUGACUUCAUGCCAAUCAAACAAAUGACAAAAGCGUUGAACAGUGACCUGGGUCAUAACUGGAGAGACAAGCUGGAAUCAUUUGAGGAGCGUCCGUUUGCGGCAGCGUCCAUUGGCCAAGUUCACUUGGCGAGGAUGAAGGAUGGCAGGGAGGUGGCCAUGAAAAUACAGUACCCUGGUGUAGCUCAGAGCAUCAACAGUGACGUCAACAACCUAAUGACGGUGCUGAAUAUGAGCAAUGCCCUGCCUGAAGGUCUGUUUCCAGAGCAUCUGAUAGACGUAAUGAGAAGAGAGCUAGCACUGGAGUGCGACUAUAUUAGAGAAGCGCAGUGUGCAAAGAAAUUCAGGGAGCUGCUGAAGGACCAUCCAUUCUUCUAUGUGCCAGAGGUGAUAGAGGAGCUGAGCAGCAGCCAUGUCCUGACCACAGAGCUUGUUCCUGGGUUUCCCCUGGACCAGGCUGAGAGCCUCACGCAGGAGCUGAAGAAUGAGAUCUGUGAGAACAUCUUGACUUUGUGCCUCAGAGAGCUGUUUGAGUGGAGAUACAUGCAAACCGACCCGAACUGGUCCAACUUCUUCUAUGAUCCACAGACACACAGAGUGGCGCUCUUAGACUUUGGAGCCACAAGAGGAUUUGAUCAGAGUUUCACAGAUGUCUACAUAGAGGUAAUCCGUUCUGCUUCCGAGGGCGACAGUGAGGGAGUUCUGAAGAAAUCUAUCGAGAUGAAGUUUCUAACGGGGUAUGAGUCCAAGGCGAUGGUGAACGCCCAUGUGGAUGCGGUGAUGAUUCUUGGUGAGGCCUUCGCCUCCACAGACCCUUUCAACUUCGGUUCUCAGUCCACCACGGAGAGAAUCCACAACCUCAUCCCCGUGAUGCUCAAACACCGUCUCACUCCGCCUCCAGAGGAAACCUACUCACUGCACCGCAAGAUGGGCGGCUCUUUCCUUAUCUGCUCUCGACUGAAUGCAAAGCUCCCGUGUAAGGAGAUGUUCCAAACGGCGUAUCAGAAGUACUGGGAAGGCCGCACACCGCCUUCUAACUAAGCCUAAGCCAGACUGAAGUGUCAGGUGUUUUGAUGGACAGAUCCUGGGGCCAACAGCAAAGUGCCCGUCGAUGUGAGGCCAGGGUGAGAAGAUGCAGAACUGCUGAGCGGAGGCCAUGUUACCUGCCCCUUAACUGGUGACUGAGCACCAGCUUAUCUUUCCCAUUUUAGGGAGCCCACCACAAUGAUGUUUUGAGAGACACUUAUACAUAUUUACAGCCACCAUUUCUCAAAGGUAAAGGGAGCAGCAACAUGGCAUCUGGAGUGCUUUAACUCUUGCCUAUAUAUGGCCCUGAAAGACAGGACUGAAAAGAGGUGGAUGUAUGGAAGGAGAGAGGAAAACAACCUUGUUUUGGUGUAAAAUGUUGGCAUUCUCUCUCCUUAUGUUUUCAUCAAUAGGAUUCAUGUUUUGUUUUUGUUUUUUUGUUUGUUUUGUAUUGCCGUGUUUUCUUGAACUUUUGGAAAAUCACAAUCAAGUGUCCAAGUGUUUGCCAUCUGCCAGAAAUGUCAUGGUUGGUAACAUUAAAUAUAUAUUAUGGUAGAAGACUGAACUUGUAUUGUGAAAUCAGUCACAAAAGAAUAGGGUUACACAGUAUGUGGUCAGUACAAGUCACAGUGUUGACCAGGACCAACUUGUCUGGCUAUUAUUGCUUCUAUUAUUUUUCAAGGAGGUUCGAUUAGAUUGUCUGGAGGCUUUAGUGUAAAUUUAGACAGCAAAGUAAAUGCCACAGUUUUGAUACAAACAAAAUAGUUUAGAAACAAAUUCAGUGUUCAAAUUUAGGUUUGUUGCCAAGUGAUCAAGUUUCAAGUUAGAUGUAGGCAUCUGCAGAAAAGGUGACAAAGUGGAGUUUGUCAAGAUUAAUUUAACUCAUGCAGAGAAUAUAUAGUAUACAGAAUAAUCUGUAUCAUUCAGCCAUCCAGAUUUACGGCACUGAAUGAUGCUUUUGAUUUGAUUUAGGUUGCUAUUUAUAGCUUUUAGCUUUGAGGGCAUACCAUUGAUUAAAACUGUCAGUCUGUUUCAAAUGACAUCCAGCAUCUGUAUGUUUUUAAUGAAUGAUUUAGAUCCAUUUGUGUCUGGGGAUGAAGGUGCAGAGCUCCUGCUAGAAAAAACAUCUAGAAAAUGAACCCACAUGGAUCCAUGUUGCUCUCUCUUAAGAUGAGGCCCAUAUCAACACUUCACCUGUGCUCUGUCAUGAAUGUUAAUGUGGAGGAGUGGAAGAAGCUCAUCUUGAUAUCGCACAAGCUCAGCUCAUGGGCUCACCUUGGUUCAAAUACAGUAAUCUCUCCACGCCUUCUCGGGUGUGAAAUCCUCCGUCACCUGGUUGGUGUGUGACUGUGAAAGUUCUUUCUUCUCUGCUGUGUGAAUACAGUUAAAAUGGUCUCCGGUGUGAAGAUGGAAAAAUCAUUCAAAAUAUAUUAAAAAAAAAAACAAGGUGCCUGUAGUUUCCAGUGGAAAGUUUUUAGCUAGAAAUCUCUGUAUUUCAUGUCAAGAAAAGAUGGUUUAAAUUUUCUAAUCAAAAUGCGUUCUUAACUGAAAGUUGUGAUAAAGAUAUCCCACAAAAAGAGUAAAUGUUUGAUCUACUGAA
This is a messenger RNA of Seriola aureovittata, 3724 nucleotides long. It is a transcript of the gene coq8aa, whose product is annotated as coenzyme Q8A, genome duplicate a. The transcript has 17 exons. Bases 145 to 2139 code for a protein of 664 amino acids. Gene Ontology annotation, biological process: ubiquinone biosynthetic process. The record is from RefSeq and is a predicted model, not a curated record. Lineage: Eukaryota; Metazoa; Chordata; Actinopteri; Carangiformes; Carangidae. Gene Ontology annotation, cellular component: extrinsic component of mitochondrial inner membrane. Gene Ontology annotation, molecular function: kinase activity.